Molecule: messenger RNA, 1194 nt
Organism: Colletotrichum karsti
Lineage: Eukaryota; Fungi; Ascomycota; Sordariomycetes; Glomerellales; Glomerellaceae
Exons: 2
Coding region: 1-1194 (397 amino acids)
Source: RefSeq, a predicted model, not a curated record
AUGGCUACCAUUUCCCGUCAACCAUUCGCACCUCUCGACGGAGCGAGACUGCAGAACCUGACGAGCAUCAAGAAUAGACAGAAUGCUAUUUCUCCCUCUUCUGGCGCGAAGCGCAAAGCCGCCGAUGUCGACACCGACGACUUCGAAAAUGUCGACCCAGGCAGCCUCUCUAAGCGGUCCAAGGGCUUGGACAGUUUCUUCCCCUCCAAGGACUCCCUCAAGCCGUCCUCUUUCGUCCUGACCAAGGCCACGCCUCUCGCCGAGAGCCCCUCACUGAUGAGCACCAAGCCGACUCUUCCUCGACCUCGCAGCCUCCUCCAACCCAAGUCACCCGCUGCCAGGCUCAACACCGGCAUCACCAAGUCUUCCCCGCUCUCCGCACCCGCCGGCCGCUCGCCCACCCGUGGCAAGCGCUCCGGUCUUCUGUCCACCCGUCGUCGCACUGCCGGCCCCUACACUCGUGUAGACCCGCCUCUGUUCAGCCUGUCGUCAGCCGCCGCCCCCUUCAGCCUCGAUGCCGCUCUCAAGGGUACCAUUCCCAGCUAUGCCGCCCGUUCGUCAGUCGCAUCGUCUUCGCGCGCUGCUACCAAGGAGCUGCACGAGCCUGACCUGAAGGCCUCGUGGUUCUUCGACAUCCACGAAGACACACCCGAGCAGGAGAUGACCAACAUGCUGCAGCAUGGCACCUGUGUUCUCGAUAUCAGUUCCGAUGAAGAGAGCGAGCGCAAGCUCAGCCGGGACCGUGCCGAAGGCCGUGACAAAGAGAACGUGCCACCUGUCGACGACGUCAGCCAGACCUCGUCUAGACGUACCGCGCAUCGCGCAACCGAGGACGACAUGAUCUUUGAGAAGGAGAGGACAGCGCUGGGCGAGAUGGACGCUAGCGAGUUCUACGCUCUGGGUUGCGACGAAUCAUCAGUCAUCAUCAUCCCCGCCGAUGAAGAAGACGAGGAAGAGCAGCGCGAGCACGCUCCAAUUCCAGAGAUGGACGAGCCAGUACCAGAGCCCAAGAUCGAGUCUUGCGAGCCUUCUGUCGAAUCCAAUGACGUCGACGAGCUCAUGGGCAAGUCCGCCGAACCAGCAGCGAAAGCAGCCCUGCUGGAGCCUAUAGAAGGCACCGGGGAGAGCUUCGAGUUGUGGGAGAGCGGAAGCGCAAAAGACGAGACAGAAGCGGUUGCUGUUGUGGACAGCUGA